Messenger RNA from Oenanthe melanoleuca, 4112 nucleotides. It is a transcript of the gene FBXL20, whose product is annotated as F-box and leucine rich repeat protein 20. Lineage: Eukaryota; Metazoa; Chordata; Aves; Passeriformes; Muscicapidae. The record is from RefSeq and is a predicted model, not a curated record. The transcript is spliced from 15 exons. Bases 126 to 1436 code for a protein of 436 amino acids. Gene Ontology annotation, molecular function: protein binding.
UUUGUUUUGGGUCGAAGUUGAGGCCGGAGCGGACGCGGUGGCGGCGGCGCCGGGCGGAGGCCGCGCUCCGGCAGCCCCGCAGCCCCGGGCCCCGCGCCCCCCGCCGCCCCCGCGCCGGCCCCGCCAUGCGCAGGGAGAUGAACGGGGUCACUAAGAGCCGCUUUGAGAUGUUCUCAAACAAUGAUGAAGCUGCCAUCAACAAAAAACUGCCCAAAGAGCUGCUGCUUCGAAUUUUCUCUUUCCUGGAUGUGGUCACUCUGUGUCGUUGUGCUCAAGUUUCCAGGGCCUGGAAUGUUCUGGCCCUGGAUGGCAGCAACUGGCAGAGAAUUGACCUGUUUGAUUUCCAGAGGGACAUUGAGGGCCGAGUGGUGGAGAACAUUUCCAAGAGGUGUGGGGGGUUCCUGCGCAAGCUGAGCCUGCGGGGCUGCCAGGGCGUGGGGGACAACGCCUUGAGGACCUUUGCCCAGAACUGCAGGAACAUUGAAGUGUUGAACCUCAAUGGUUGCACCAAGAUCACAGACACCACCUGCACCAGCCUCAGCAAGUUCUGCUCCAAACUCAGGCACCUGGACCUGGCCUCCUGCACCUCCAUCACCAACCUGUCCCUGAAGGCACUCAGCGAGGGAUGCCCGCUGCUGGAACAGCUCAUCAUCUCCUGGUGUGACCAAGUGACCAAGGACGGGAUCCAGGCCCUGGUCAGGGGCUGUGGGGGGCUCAGGGCCCUGUCCCUCAAGGGCUGCACCCAGCUGGAGGACGAGGCCCUCAAGUUCAUCGGUGCCCACUGUCCUGAGCUGGUGACCCUGAACCUGCAGACCUGCCUGCAAAUCACAGACGAUGGGCUGAUCACCAUCUGCAGGGGCUGCCACAAGCUGCAGUCCCUGUGCGCCUCCGGCUGCUCCAACAUCACCGACGCCAUCCUCAACGCCCUGGGCCAGAACUGCCCCCGCCUCCGAAUAUUAGAAGUGGCAAGGUGUUCCCAGCUGACUGACGUGGGCUUCACCACCCUGGCCAGGAAUUGCCAUGAGCUUGAAAAAAUGGAUCUGGAAGAGUGUGUCCAGAUAACAGACAGCACACUAAUCCAGCUUUCCAUACACUGUCCACGGCUGCAGGUCCUGAGCUUGUCCCACUGCGAGCUGAUCACGGACGACGGGAUCCGUCACCUGGGCAACGGCGCCUGCGCCCACGACCGGCUGGAGGUGAUCGAGCUGGACAACUGCCCCCUGAUCACUGAUGCCUCCCUGGAACACCUCAAGAGCUGCCACAGCCUGGAGAGGAUAGAGCUGUACGACUGCCAGCAGAUCACACGGGCUGGGAUCAAGAGACUCAGGACCCACCUGCCCAACAUCAAAGUCCACGCCUACUUCGCGCCGGUGACCCCCCCGCCCUCGGUGGGCGGCAGCCGCCAGCGCUUCUGCAGAUGCUGCAUCAUCCUAUGACACUGGCAGCUCCUCCCUGCGCCCCAGCAGUCCCGGGGACAGCCGAAGCUCGGAGCAAAAGCAUCCCGGUGUCAUUGCAGGGCCAGCGAGCGGGGCUGGGCUGCCCUGGGAUCCCUGCGAGCGCGGCCGGGCUGUGCCGGCCCCUCCCUGCCCGCUCCGGCCUCGCCCCCGCCCCUUCCUGCUGGGAAUUCCCGGGAAAAGCCCGGCAGGAAGGAGGGGAGGGCUCCCGGCCUGGAGGGACUGAUGCUGCUGCUGAGGUUGGGAAAGGAACUGAGGUCCUUGGAAUGGGGAGAGGAGAGGAGAGGAACGUGCUUGAACCCUGAAAUCCCAACAGACCUGAAAACCCCAACGAGUUCCAUGUCUGUCUGUCAGGGAGGGGAUGGAACAGCAGCUGCUGAUUCCCCUGGGGUGCAGGAUUCCCUGGGGUGCAGGAUUCCCUGGGAUUCAGGAUUCCCUGGGAUUCAGGAUUUCCCUGGGAUUCAGGAUUUCCUGGGAUUCAGGAUUUCCUGGGAUCCAGCAUUCCCCUGGGAUUCAGGAUUUCCUGGGAUCCAGCAUUCCCCUGGGAUUCAGGAUUUCCUGGGAUCCAGCAUUCCCCUGGGAUUCAGGACUUCCUGGGAUCCAGCAUUCCCCUGGGAUUCAGGAUUUCCUGGGAUCCAGGAUUCCCCUGAGCUCCAGGAUUUCCCUGGGAUCCAGGAUUCCCCUGAGCUUCCCUGAGCAUGCUCACAUGAAGGCUCAUCUUUUUUCCUGUGUCUGUGGCAUCCAGCUCAGAGAAUUCCCAGAUUCUCCCCAGAUUGUUGUGCUAGAGCUUGGAAUUUCUAAUGCCACAAAUUUUACCCUCCCCAAAUCCUGGGGAGGCAGUUUUCUCUGUUUUUUGGAGUUUGUUUUUUUUUUUUAAAUUUUAAUUUUUUUCCAAAUUUCUGACUUAGUCAUUUCUUGAGAUUUCCCAGGCAAAGCCACAAAUCCAUAAGGAAUUUUUUUUUCCCCAGGAGAAGCCUGAGCCUGUGCUGAGCUGUCAGGAAGAUUUGAAAGGAGCACAGGGAGCUGCACCCCAGGCUGGGCUCUCCUGGGCUCCCUCACCUGUGUGAUCAGGGAUUGGGUGUCCCAAAUUUAUCCCAAAUCCAGCUUUUAUCCCAAUGACAAGGACAGAAUUCCCCAUACAGGGAAUGAUACACAUACAAAUUUACAAUUCUCAGUACAGGGGGGAAUUCCUGAUCCAUGUCCUGUGAGUCCCCUCCAUCCUUUCCCCAAGGAAAAGCAAAGCUGAGGUUUUUUCCUUGUUGCCCUGGUGAAGAAUUAAGGAUUCCCUGCUGGAGCAGGGCUGGGAUCCCUGUGGGUGCUGGGGCUCCUCCCACCCUCCCCACCUGCACAGGUAAGUGCUGCCCUGGGAGGAGCCCAGGCUGGGUUUGGAUGGGCCAGGCCCAGCUCUGGGGGAGGGGAGGGGGGGUCAGUGGCUGCUUUUUUUUGGGGUGUUUCAGGCAAAAUCUGCACAGGGGCUCCAGGGGAGCCCAGACUGAGCUGCAGGGCCCAGUGUGGAACUGCUGGGCAGAUCCCAAAGGGUUAAAGGGGCAGGACUGGGGGAGCUGUGUCUGUCACUCCUGCUGGGGGAAGAGCAGCUGCAGCACCUGGAAUGGCUGAUUUGGGGUCUGGAGAGGGAAUUUCCCACCAGGAAUGGCUGAUUUGGGGUCUGGGGAGGGAAUUUCCCACCAGGAAUGGCUGAUUUGGGGUCUGGAGAGGGAAUUUCCCACCUGGAAUGGCUGAUUUGGGGUCUGGGGAGGGAAUUUCCCACCUGGAAUGGCUGAUUUGGGGUCUGGGGAGGGAAUUUCCCUCCUGGAAUGGCUGAUUUGGGGUCUGGAAAGGGAAUUUCCCACCAGGAAUGGUUGAUUUGGGGUCUGGGGAGGGAAUUUCCCACCAGGAAUGGCUGAUUUGGGGUCUGGGGAUGGAAUUUCCCACCAGGAAUGGCUGAUUUGGGGUCUGGGGAGGGAAUUUCCCACCUGGAAUGGCUGAUUUAGGGUCUGGGGAGGGAUUUCUCUACCAGGAAUGGCUGAUUUGGGGUCUGGAAAGGGAUUUUCCCCCAGGAAUUCCAAGGACAGGCAGCUGUUCCCAUCAGGGGGGUCCCCAGAGCUGCCCCCCAAGUCUCCCCCAGCCUGUGCUCUCUGCUGGGAGCAGCUCCAGGCUGCAGUGGUUAAAAGAUGCUGUCACUGCCCUCCUCUAGGUGGCUUUUAAUCCCUGAUAUUUAUUCAAAUCCUCCUUAGCUGUGGAUUCUCCCCCUCUCCUCGGGCACCUUCAUUUCCCAGAACUUCCCUCCAGGUUUCAGGGUGGCAGAGAAUGGAGCAGGGGUCACCCAGCAAUCACAGGAUUUGCACAACUCUGGGAAAAUUCAAAAACAAAAAAACCCUUUUGUUGAGUUCCUACCGUGGCAGGGGAGAGUGAGGAGCAGGAAUUUGGGGAUUUUUGGCAUAGUUGGCUGACUGAUCCCUUCGUACCAGAGCAGAGUUUUCCAGGGAAAACUCCAGAACACAGAACCCAAAGCAAUUUUAUUUUCUGUUUGCAGACCAGGGUGACAGCAUUAAGGUAGCUCAAACUUCUUGACAGUGUCCUUUUAAGUCAAUUAUCCGUCUUCAAAUGGACUCUUCCUGAUGUUUAUAUUUAUAAAUACCAAUAAACACCGUUUUCCAA